This is a messenger RNA of Daldinia childiae, 945 nucleotides long. RefSeq names its product Acetylxylan esterase A. The transcript has a single exon. The record is from RefSeq and is a predicted model, not a curated record. Gene Ontology annotation, cellular component: extracellular region. Gene Ontology annotation, molecular function: hydrolase activity. NCBI's taxonomy places the organism in Eukaryota, Fungi, Ascomycota, Sordariomycetes, Xylariales, Hypoxylaceae. Bases 1 to 945 code for a protein of 314 amino acids.
AUGUACUCUACAUUGCGGUCUGCCUUCAAUUGGCUUCUAGCUGCUGCCCCUAUCUUUACGCAAGGCGCUUCCCUCCAAAAAGUCACAUCUGACUUUGGCCCAAACCCAAGGAAUGUCGGCUUUUACAUAUAUGUUCCAGAUAAAUUGGCUACUAGACCGCCAGUUCUUGUCAAUCCUCACUGGUGUCACGGCGACGCGCAAGCUUGCUACUCGGGGUCUCAGUAUUCGACUUUAGCUAGCAAGUACGGAUUCAUUGUCAUCUAUCCUGAUAGCCCAAAUACGGCCGAUAAGUGCUGGGAUGUUUCUUCUAACGAGACUUUAACACACGAUGCUGGAGGCGACAGCUUGGGUAUUGCUAGCAUGGUGCGGUGGACACUCAACAAAUAUAACGGCGAUCCGAAUCGUGUUUUUGUUACUGGUAUUUCCUCCGGGGCUAUGAUGACUAGCGUAUUACUCGGAGCAUAUCCCGAUAUUUUUGCUGCGGGGUCUGCAUUUGCCGGCGUACCAUACGGAUGUUUUGCCGGGAAUGGUUUUGGUGUUUGGAGCGACGCUUGCGCUACAGGGAAGGUCAAGAAAACUGGUACUGAAUGGGCCGCAUUAGUUAAAGCGGGAUAUCCAGGCUAUACUAGGUGGCGGCCUAGAGUUCAGAUCUUCCACGGAACGAACGAUGAAGUGCUCAAUUAUAUAAAUUUCCAAGAGGAAGUCAAAGAAUGGACUACGGUGUUUGGUUUUAAUGAAUCUCCUACAAGCACGACGCCUAAUACUCCCGUCAAGGGGUGGACAAAGUAUGUAUAUGGUAGCAAUGAUUGGCUCGAGGCCUAUAGCGCUGCAGGAGUUUCACAUAACAUUCAGAACCAAGAGGCUACCGCUAUGGAAUGGUUCGACCUUACUUGUACAGGCGACGACUGCUUUAAAUGGGGACAAGGGGGUCCAAAGGCACGAUAG